AUGAUGUUGACCAAUGGCAGCUCCUUGGCCAUUUGCAGAGUGGCAGUGAUGUCAAGGUCCCAGCUUGACCUGCAAUGUGCGACGCUUCCCGGAAGAGACGUGAGGCCAAUAUCGUCAUUGCGCACGAACCUCAGCACGUCGGUCAUUUUUGCCUCCGACCACGACAGCGCGGAAAACCACUCCACCCACCAGCUCCGAUGGGAAGGAGAGGAGGCCACACCCCCGAGUUGUAAGGGUUCGUUGUCGGGAAGAAGCGAAAAGGGCAAACAACUCAAACUGCGCGGCGUCUCGCGCGAUGUUUCGGCCUCACCAGCGCUUGGCAAAGCCGCGUGUUGGACUUUCAGAGCGGCUGGGGCUGAGGCUUUUGCAGAAUGGCCGAUGUCCCCUGCUUUGUGA
Effrenium voratum is the source of this 396-nucleotide messenger RNA. Lineage: Eukaryota; Dinophyceae; Suessiales; Symbiodiniaceae. The record is from the annotation of a GenBank genome assembly.